CAACACACACAAAUGCAAAAUUACACAAACACACACACACAUACACACGCACACACACACUCGCAAGCUUCCCCCAGACCAGUAAUCCAAGAUAUUUUGAUGGAAAGGAGUUCAGGGAAGAGAUGCUGUCUCUUAUUCCAUUAGAAGGGCACACCACUGGGGACGUUAUAUUUACGAAACUGGAAGAGUUGUUUUGGCUGCAUUCAUUGUCAUUUGAGAGGGUUAACCUAAUCGUGACAGACGGGGCUCCUGCUAUGGUGGGAAAGCACGGAGGUCUGGUAAGCAGGUUGAAGGAGCACGCCCCCCAAAUGCAUGGACUGCACUGUCUCAUCCACCAGAGUGUCCUUUGCGUCAAACUCAGUGGUGAGCUAAAGGAAGUUAUGGACAAAGUGAUGCGUGUCAUUAAUUUUGUCAGGGGUACAUCAAGCACCCAGCAUCGGCUUUUCCGACAACUUGUGGCUGAGUCAGAAGAGGCCACCCACGAUGACCUGCUGCUUCACAAUGACGUGCGCUGGUUGAGCAAAGGGAAAGCGUUGGACCGCUUCUGUGCGCUACUGGAUGAGGUCAAGGCGUUUCUUAGAUUGAGCAAGAUUAGGGCAGCAGCUGACCACCUUGCCCUUCUGGGAGACGAAAAGUUAAUGUCCAAUGUAGCAUUUUUAGCGGACAUAUUUGGCCACCUAAACCAGCUUAACCUGCAGCUACAGGGGAGAGGCAAAACCAUAGUGGACAUGGUUGAAAAGCUUGAAUCCUUCACGAGGAAGCUGGAGUUGUUCGAGUCAGACAUAUCCACUGGCAGGCUCCUCCAUUUCAGUGCACUAAAAUCACAGGCACUGGGACAAGUGACAGAGCUGAUGGUGGACUUCAUCAAGCAGCUACGGGCCAACUUCAUGUCAAGGUUUGAGGACUACUCCAUCCCAAAAGACAUCGCCUUUGUACGCGAUCCUCUCACAGUCCGACCGAGUGGAGACUUCACCUCCCAGGCGAAACAAAUGAUCCCCUCCUUAGACGAGGCUGCAUUAGAAAUGGAGCUAAUUGAUUUUCAAACAAGCUCCCUGGUCAGCGAUGCGCUCAGAAGUGCGGAGUCUGUGAGUGCCUUUUUGGGUGGGAAGCUCAGAGGAGUAUAGCACGAUCAAGAGACUCACAUGUUAUGUGCUCACAAUGUUCCCUUCCACCUAUACAUGCGAGUCGUCCUUUUCUUCAAUGAAUGUGAUAAAGACGCACGAGAGGAAUCGAUUGACGCAUAAAAACCUUGAGAACUGCAUGCGGAUUAAAGUGACGUCCAUAUCACCAGAUAUCCAAAAAAUAGCGACCGAUGGGAGAUGUCAGUUUUCACAUUAAGAGCAUAUGCACCACCACUCCUCGCCCUCCAUGAUCAAGCGGCUUCUCCAAUUUUGUUGUCAAUGUUUUGCCUGAACUUUGUUACUGUUCACAUAUAAGUAAACAUUACGUUUGAACAGUGGCGAGCCGUGACUUUUAUACCUAGGCCCUCUGACCCCCCUUCCCUCGAGAAAAAAAAGAAGAGAUAUUACGUCACAGCGUAUACUUCAGCGGAAUAUCAAAACAGUGGU
Molecule: messenger RNA, 1568 nt
Organism: Gymnodraco acuticeps
Lineage: Eukaryota; Metazoa; Chordata; Actinopteri; Perciformes; Bathydraconidae
Product: zinc finger BED domain-containing protein 5-like
Exons: 2
Coding region: 123-1124 (333 amino acids)
Source: RefSeq, a predicted model, not a curated record